AGAGGAAGAAAGUAACAGAAGCGAUUUUCCCUGUUAAAUCUCUGUAUGUAUGGCGUUUUCUCGCACUUUCCCAUAUUUUACCAUAAGGUUUUCUCACCGUGUGUGAUUGCCAUUACAGUUUUGAGUUUUCUCUUUCACCAUCAUUUUCCUGCGAUUCUCCGUACGGUACUUUUCCGUCUUUUUCUCGCUUCCCAAACAGUGAGAGACAAUGACGAGCCAAAAAGCGAGAAAAACAUUGACGUCUUUGUCCUUUUGGCGUCUUCCUCGUCAAAACUAAGCCCUAGCUUUUCUCGCCAUUUCUGUAAUUUUCCAUCUCUCCGAAAACAUGGACCAGUCCGGCAAUGGAGCUAUGGGAUCUAAUCGGAGGAGGAGAAGUUACAGCGCAGAUCACCAGAUCGACCAGAACAAUCGCCCGAUGAACCGCCGGAGAACUAGCAUAACAAACAGCGCCGGUAACGGUAACGGCGCCGCUGGAGAAGUUCAAAACGGAGACGAUGAACUGUUUCUCUCUCUUUCAUUGAGCUUAGGUCCUGUGCCGCCGAUGACAUCAUCUCAGCCACCACCGAUGGUUUCUUCACCCUUCCUAGUGGCGUCAUCUCCCGUGCAACCUCCGCCUUUCAUGACGUCACAACUUUCAUCUCCGUUGCUGACGUUUUUCUUCCCUUCUCCGCAGCCGCCGGAGGACGAUGUCUUCUCCCCGCGCAAUGAUUGCCAGUCGGCUUUCCUCCCUCUUCCGCGGGAUCCGGUGACAAACUCCGCUGGCAAGCCUCUCCGGAAUUCCACAGACUCUCAGUUAACGGCGGGGGAGAGGGCAACGGUGCCGCCACCGUACCUUUGGGCAACGAAUCAACGAGGGAGAAUUCACAGCUUGGAGUACCUCGAGUCGAAGCAGAUCACCGCCAUAACCGGAGACGUACAGUGCAAACAGUGCGAGAAAAUUUACCAAAUAAGCUACGAUCUGAGGGAGAAAUUCACGGAGGUGGAGAAAUUCGUCGAAGAGAACAAGGAGAGCCUGAGGGAGCGAGCUCCGGCGACAUGGAUGAACCCAGUGGCGAUGAGAUGUGAGCUAUGCGGACGAGAAAAGGCGGUGAAGCCAGUGAUGAGUGAGCGGAAGAGGAAAAUCAAUUGGUUGUUCUUGCUUCUGGGUAAACAUCUGGGCUAUUGUACACUGGAGCAGCUCAAGUAUUUCUGCAAACACUCGAACAAUCAUCGCACUGGUGCGAAGGAUCGUGUGCUUUAUCUGACAUAUCUUGGUCUCUGCAAAAUGCUCAAACCGUGUGAGCUCUUUGAUCGGUAAGUGGUUUUUAUCGAUUCGUACGUAGCGUGGCAGCUUUUUCAUCAUCGUGAUCAAUAU
Tarenaya hassleriana is the source of this 1354-nucleotide messenger RNA. RefSeq lists its product as uncharacterized. The record is from RefSeq and is a predicted model, not a curated record. The transcript has 2 exons. Lineage: Eukaryota; Viridiplantae; Streptophyta; Magnoliopsida; Brassicales; Cleomaceae. The coding region runs from base 326 to 1297 and encodes 323 amino acids.